Messenger RNA from Astyanax mexicanus (Mexican tetra), 1164 nucleotides. RefSeq names its product general transcription factor II-I repeat domain-containing protein 2A-like. The record is from RefSeq and is a predicted model, not a curated record. The transcript has 3 exons. Lineage: Eukaryota; Metazoa; Chordata; Actinopteri; Characiformes; Acestrorhamphidae. Bases 1 to 1164 code for a protein of 387 amino acids.
AUGUUUAAGGAAUACAACCUGCUCCGCCAUUAUAAAUCGCGCCAUAAAGACAAGUUCGGCUGUCUGACGGGGCAGCUAGCAGUGGAAAGUGUCAAAAAUCAACUGUUGAUUUUCAUCCGCGGAACUAACGAUAAGUUUGAAGUCACAGAGGAGCUUGCUGGACUACAAAGCAUCAAGGGAACGACAACAGGAGAGGAACUCUACAGGAAAGUUCACCAAACGGUGGCAGAUUUAGAUCUGGACUGGGCUAAAUUAGUGAGUGUGACCACGGAUGGUGCACCGAGCAUGGUGGGUUCUAUGAAAGGAGUGAUAGCGCGUAUCAACAGAGAAAUGAGUGAACGCGGCCAUCCUCGUCCGAUCGCCAUACACUGCCUGAUCCAUCAACAAGCACUCUGUUGCAAAGCAGUUAAGUGGGAUUCUGUCAUGGAAAUUGUGGUGUCCUGUGUUAAUUUCAUCAGAGCUCAUGCUCUUAACCACAGGCAGUUUCAGGAUUUUUUGUCUGAGCUAAAUGCUGAUUACGAAGAUGUGCUGUACCACACUGAGGUCCGCUGGUUGAGUCGAGGGCGAGUUUUGAAACGUUUCAACAACCUGCUCCCCGAGAUCAAAGCGUUUAUGCUGUUGAAAAACAAAGCUGUGCCAGAACUCACCGAUGAAGAAUGGAAAUGGCACCUUGCUUUCUUAACAGAUGUAACCGACCUACUCAACAGUCUUAAUGUGCAGCUCCAAGGCAAGGGAAGACUCAUCAGUGACAUGCAUUCGUAUAUAAAGGUGUUUGAAGUAAAACUGGGUCUCCUCCUUAAACAUGUGAAGGAGAAAAAAUUCUGCCAUUUUCCCACUACACAGAAACUGGCAGCUGAGGAGCCUUCACUUGGAUUCCCGACUGAAAAAUGUGCGGAGGCCUUUGAAAUUUUGCAACGCGAAUUUCAGGUGAGAUUUCAAGAGCUUCAUGCCCACGCCAAAGACAUUCGUCUUUUCCAGAAUCCCUUUGCUGCAGACAUUGACUGCAUCGAUCCAAUUUACCAACUGGAACUGGCUGAGUUACAAAAUUAUGACAACCUUAAAGACGCAUUCAAGUCCAGCACUUUGGUUGAUUUCUAUGCCUCUCUUCCCGACUUUUUCCAGGAUGAAACAGCUCCAAUGUCCAACGAGAUCCAGACUCUCUGA